CCAGACGUGGUCGUGUUUAUAGGUCGCAGGUUUAAAUUUUAGAGACUGCUGUCUGGUGUCACCAUCCUUCUUCAUACAUGCAAGCGAUACUGAGAAUUCAUGGCGGACAAUUCAGUACGCUAAAUUCGCAACCCCUUUCAUGCGCUCUAUUAUUAUGCGCAGUCGGUUUAUGCACGCAAGCGCACCGCACAACACGACGCUGUUACACCAAAGACACCACCUCUAUCAUCACCUGCAUCUGUUCAGUCAUGCUCGAGCUUUUAUUACUGUUCGACCAUCUGCCACUUUUAAACCUGAAAUGUGAAAACUCUGUUGGUGAACAUAACGGUGACCCCAACGGAAGCAGCAAGACAAAAAGCGAGCCAAACGCCAAAUUUGCAGACGCAUUCGUCGCUUAUAAAGUUUCGAACUAGAGAACGUUAAUAUCCAUUAAUUAUGGACCAAAGCGUGAAACGCUCAGCGAAAACAAUUUGGACGGACAGGCAAGAAAACGAUUUGAAUUACGCGGUGCAGGUGAGCCGCGUGAUUCUGCGAAUGAUCGGCGUGUGGCCAAUUUCCAAAAUCGCUUCUAACGCAGAGAGAAUUGCAAUUCGCCUGCUGAACGUCUCCUGUUACUUACUGUUCGCAUUCAUCCUAGUGCCGGGUUUGCUGCUGAUUUUCCUGAAGGAACGCGACUUGAAACGGAGGGUGAGACUAUUAGGGCCACUUUUAAAUUGCUUGAUAGGUUGUGUGAAGUACAGUCUGCUCGUGUGUAAUGAGAAGAAGAUUCAGGCCUGCUUGGAACAGGUGCGACAGGAUUGGCAGCACAUCGACAAUUGGGACGAUCGCAAAGUGAUGUUGUCCAAAGCGAAGAUGGGCCGUAAACUCGCGCUUUUCUCCGCCGCCUUCAUGUUCAUCGGCGGAUUGUCUUACCGUACGAUCGUGCCACUCUCGAAAGGACGAAUGCUGACGCCGAUGAACAGUACGGUGAGAGCGUUGGCUUGUCCGAGCUACUUCGUCAAGUUCGACGAGCAGGCCUCGCCGACAUACGAGAUCGUCUUCACCCUGCAAUUUUUCGCAGGACUAAUCACCUAUUCAGUGACGUCCGGCGCGGCCGGAUUAGCCGCGUUCCUCAUCAUGCACGUUUGCGGACAGUUGGCUAUUUUAAUCGGCAAAUUUCAGCGUCUUAACAACAUGCCACAGCCGGAGGAUCGAGCCGUCGCAACAUUGUUGGCCGAUAUCGUAGAACAUCAGAUAAAAAUAAGAAGUUUUUUGAAACAAGUAGAGGAGGCUUUGCGAUACAUAUGGUUAGUCGAAAUAAUGGGAUCCACUUUACUUCUGUGUCUCGUGGAAUACUAUGUCAUUAUGGAAUGGGAAGGUAGCGACUUUACGGCUACAUUAACUAUGUUUGUGAUGCUUACGUCUUUUACUUUUUCCAUUUUUACUGUCUGUUACGUCGGUCAACUUUUAACGGAUCAGAGUGUGAAAGUUGGUUUGAUGACAUCCACUACAAAUUGGUACCGUCUUCCGCAUAAGAGAGCUCGAGCUUUAAUCCUGAUAAUGGCAAUUUCCAAUAUUCCAACCAAAAUUUCAGCAGGUAGACUGAUAGAGAUGUCUCUACCCACAUUCAGUAACAUCGUUAAGACAUCGAUGGCGUACUUUAAUUUGCUCCGGAAAUUCAUUUGAUUUAUGCCUUCGAUGAGACGAUAUCUUAGUCAACCUGACUCAGCUAAUAUAAUGACAUGAUACUGGAAUACUGAACUGCAAUUGAUAUUUAUACUUU
Molecule: messenger RNA, 1762 nt
Organism: Harpegnathos saltator (Jerdon's jumping ant)
Lineage: Eukaryota; Metazoa; Arthropoda; Insecta; Hymenoptera; Formicidae
Product: odorant receptor Or2
Exons: 5
Coding region: 436-1665 (409 amino acids)
Biological process (GO): sensory perception of smell; detection of chemical stimulus involved in sensory perception of smell
Cellular component (GO): plasma membrane
Molecular function (GO): olfactory receptor activity; odorant binding
Source: RefSeq, a predicted model, not a curated record